Molecule: messenger RNA, 306 nt
Organism: Prunus armeniaca (apricot)
Lineage: Eukaryota; Viridiplantae; Streptophyta; Magnoliopsida; Rosales; Rosaceae
Source: the annotation of a GenBank genome assembly
AUGGAGGUUGCCACAUCGGGGGAAGAGGGGGUUGAAAUGGGUGGGUGGCGAUUUGGGGGUUGGGGGUGGGAGAAGAAAUCGAGGGAGAUAGGGGAGGGGUUUGAGAGGGGCGAGGGAUGGCAGAGGGGAGAAGGAAUUGAAGGGAGGUUAAAUGGGUGGGUAGCGGUUUGGGGGUGGGAGUGGGGGAAUAAUCAAGUUCAUCAUAUGAGCAAAUGUUCAAAGAUAGUUGGUGGAUGGAAGCUUAAAUCCCCAGAAUCUGAAACCUGGAUGGGGGCUCGAGGAGAAAGAGGGAGAAGGAGGAGAUAA